CGGGGCUGUGCGUCCCUCCCCCGUGAUCCUGUCCGUGUCUUGGGACGGCCCAGCCUUGCUACCCUCCUGCCCUUACUGUUGGCCUUGGACCGCUCCGUGCCCCUCCCAUACACCGUGCCUUUAGGGUCGCCCCUCGUGCUCUUCGACCUCCAGCCCCAAGCUCAUCGACAUCUCUGAACCCAGCUCCUGCCCUCCAGGACGCUGUAGCCAGACUCCUCCAACUUUCCCCUGCCUUCCCACCAAGACAGCCUCUUUGGACACUUCUGCAGCCUUUGUCCCCUCUCCCUGACCACUUCAGACUCGGGCUCCUUUGAUGUUCUAUCUCUGACCCGCUAUGUAGCUCCUUAUUCUCCACACCUUGCCCCUGGUCCUUCUAAGGCACCCGCGGUGCCCUUGACUUGUACCCAGAUCUGGAACUUUUAAUCUUUUAGACCACAGCUUGGCCUCUCCCCUCUAAUCCAGGUUCUCAUCCUUCAUUUAUGAUCACCAAGCCCCGUCUUCUUGGCUUGUUCCUAGAACUGGUCCCUCCUCUGCACGCUUGCUCCAGACUUGUGCUGCUGAGCUCCAAGGAAGAAAACCCAAUAUGCACAAAGUCUCUUCUCCCUCAGAUCUUUGAAGUGUAAUGUGAAUAUGACCUUGUAUUUUAGCUGCAUUGUCUUUACAGUCCGUAAUGGACUCCCUCCUUGUACCUGCCAGUCCUGGUCUUGCUCUUCCAUCCAUCUUGCAAGUCAUAGUUCAAAUACUACCUCUUCAAUGACAGUGUGCUUCCCUGCCCGCUUCAGAGGAAUAUCUCUGUGUGGUCCUAACUGCCAUAGCACCAUUUCUCUUCUUCCUUUUCUCCCUCCAGUACUGGUGUGAAAACUUCAGCUUUGGAGUGGCUUCAGAGAUGGGCAGUGAGAAGGAGCAGAGUCCAGAAGCACACCUGCCUGAGGAAGGGGAAGCAGGGAAGCCUUGGAGAGUGGAUGGCUCAGAGGGUUCUCAGAUUGCAUAUGGGGAGGAACAUGGGCAGACAAGCCUGUCGAAGGGGCUUCAAGGAACACACCCCAAAACGCCAUGUCAGAAAGUCACUGCCCGAGCUGGGGGCCCUGGGAAGCCCAUUGCCUUUUCAAGCCCAGAGGCGGAUGAGAAGCCUUUUAUAUGUGUGCAGUGUGGCAAAACCUUCAACAAUACCUCCAACCUCAGAACACACCAGCGGAUCCACACUGGUGAGAAGCCAUACAAGUGUUCAGAGUGUGGCAAGAGCUUUUCUCGAAGCUCCAACCGCAUCCGGCACGAGAGGAUCCACCUGGAAGAGAAACACUACCAAUGUGCCAAGUGUCAGGAGAGUUUCCGGCGGCGCUCAGACCUCACUACACACCAGCAAGAUCACCUGGGACAGCGGCCAUACCGCUGUGACAUUUGUGGCAAGAGCUUCAGCCAGAGUGCCACGCUGGCUGUCCAUCAUCGAACCCACCUGGAACCAGCGCCUUACAUCUGCUGUGAGUGUGGGAAGAGCUUCAGCAAUAGCUCCAGCUUUGGGGUGCACCACCGUACCCACACGGGUGAGAGGCCUUAUGAGUGCACCGAGUGUGGGCGGACUUUCAGUGAUAUCUCCAAUUUUGGUGCACACCAGAGAACACACAGAGGGGAGAAGCCAUAUCGGUGCACUCUGUGUGGGAAACACUUCUCCCGAAGUUCGAACCUCAUCCGACACCAGAAAACACACUUGGGUGAGCAGGAUGAGAAAGAUUCUAGCUAAAGGGGAACCCUGCUUAGAGAGUGAGGGAGAGCAUAUAGUCCACCUUGACAGAAGGAGGCAUUUAGCACCUGCUGCAGCCACCUUGACUGCAAACCCUUCACUUUGUAGAAUGGUCCCUUGUUGCCUUUGAAAUCAGGAAAUCCUGCCUCCUCCCAGGCAGUUUCUUGCCUUGGAAAAUCAGAGUGCCCAGUCUUCACCUCACUUCCUCAGGGGUAGAGAAAGUGGGAUACGCUCAGGACAUGCUCUUGUCAUUGGGGCAUCAGUCCCCUGGCUUUUUGGGAAGUGCCUGAGAUGGCGUCACUGUCUGCAGGCCCUCCAAAGCCAUCUAACUUCAGAUACACUGCUGUGGCCUGUGAGUUUCUACCUGCUGUACCUCAUCCCAUAUCAACUUGUAGAGUCCUAGGCUGGGGGGUGUGGCCCUCCUAUUGAAGGGGCUUGUGGUCCUUCAGUAAGAAUGGAUAGGAAGCCUCAGGGAUCCAUAAUCCAGGGACCCUCACAUUCCCCAUGUUUGUUACCUGUCUUCCUACCCCAACUUGCAUCUGUCUCCUCAAUGAUCACCAGUAAAACACUUCAAUGAGAA
Molecule: messenger RNA, 2318 nt
Organism: Cricetulus griseus (Chinese hamster)
Lineage: Eukaryota; Metazoa; Chordata; Mammalia; Rodentia; Cricetidae
Source: RefSeq, a predicted model, not a curated record